AUGAAUUUCACUUCAGAUGAUGUUCAAGUAAAUAGCGAAUUUUUAGAAAAACAGAAUGAAACUUCUAAUUUAUCAGAAGUUGAAACAAGUUUAGAAAACGAACAAUAUUUUCAACUUUUCAAAUAUGAUUUUUCUCGAUCUUUCAAUUCUCUUUGUUCGACCAAAAAACUUUUUAAUCACACCGUUUUGGAAAGCAUCAACAAAUUUUGCAAAAGUCAUGUAAACCCAAAAGAAUCUAAUUACAUACCAAAUGGCUCGGAAGAUAAUUUUUUUAAAGUUGCCAAGUGGUCGCCUGAUGGAACUUGUAUUUUAACCUCUUCAAAUGACAAUUUAUUGAGAAUUUUCGAAUUACCAACGAAUAUUUUUGAAAUUGAAAAAGAAUGUGACUUGACGCCAGCACUCAGUUAUCACCAAGGGGACACAGUGUAUGAUUGUUGUUGGUAUCCUAUGAUGUCUAGUCAAGAACAAAUCGUAGGUCCAAAUUCAUUAUCAUUUAACCUGGAUGGUAGCAAAAUAUAUUGUGGAUUUAAAAACAUGGUUCAGAUUUUUGAUACAACUCGUCCAAACUUUGAGGGAGAUAAAUGUCCUACGACACCUACACGCAAAAGCAAAGAAGGACAAAAAGGCAUAAUUUCAUCGAUUACAUUUAAUCCAGAUAGGUCAGGAUUAUAUGCAGCUGGUUCUUAUUCUCAAACAAUAGGACUUUAUGAUGAGAAUAAUAACGAAUUGCUUUAUCUUUUUAAAGGAAAUAAAGAUGAUCCAUUUGAUGGUAUUACCCAGUUGCAAUUCUCACUUGAUGGGAAAUAUCUCUUCUCUGCGUCAAGACGAGAUAAUUAUAUUCGUUGUUGGGAUAUAAGAAAUACCGGUGAAGUUCUAUAUAAGUUAUAUCGUAAAGGUGAAACAAAUCAAAGGAUCCUAUUUGAUAUUGAUAACAGCGGUGGUUUUUUAGUAACCGGGGAUCAAGAUGGAGAAAUAAUUUUUUAUGACUUGGCAAAUCCUGAUGAAAAAAACAUGACACGAUUAAAUUUACAAAUGAAUGGGCAUAAAGAUUUAAUUUCAACCACAACCUUUCAUCCUUAUUUUCCUUUGCUUGCUUCUUGUUCUGGUCAAAGACGGUUUGAAUUUUUUGAUGAUACAUUCUAUUGCAACAAAAGUACCAACCAAAAAGAUAUAUUAAUAGACAAAGAUCAAGAAAAAUUUUUAGACAAUUCUCUUAAAAUCUGGAAAAUUGAAGGAAAUUAUGAAUGCUACUUAUACAACACCAUAGAACCUCAAUAA
This is a messenger RNA of Entrophospora sp. SA101, 1278 nucleotides long. NCBI's taxonomy places the organism in Eukaryota, Fungi, Glomeromycota, Glomeromycetes, Entrophosporales, Entrophosporaceae. The record is from the annotation of a GenBank genome assembly.